Messenger RNA from Salvelinus fontinalis (brook trout), 602 nucleotides. RefSeq names its product zinc finger protein 541-like. Gene Ontology annotation, biological process: negative regulation of DNA-templated transcription; regulation of transcription by RNA polymerase II. NCBI's taxonomy places the organism in Eukaryota, Metazoa, Chordata, Actinopteri, Salmoniformes, Salmonidae. Gene Ontology annotation, cellular component: transcription regulator complex; histone deacetylase complex. The coding region runs from base 24 to 602 and encodes 192 amino acids. Gene Ontology annotation, molecular function: transcription corepressor activity. The transcript is spliced from 5 exons. The record is from RefSeq and is a predicted model, not a curated record.
GAGGAGGAGGAGGGCAGAAGGGGAUGGAGCGGUUAGGGAGAGGGCUCCACUACACCCCUCUACCUAUGCUGAACCCUAGACGCAGAGGAACGGGGAUCCUCUCCUCCCUCAUGCCCCCUUCAAUCGGGGAACGAGGGACGGGAGGGGUGACUGAAGAGGAGGAGGGAUAUUCUAUACUUCCGUGUAUCAACAUGGGUCCAGGGUUCCAGGCUGAGCUGCCAUGUUGUCUAGAGAGGGAGGAAGAGUCCAGGACAUGGCCAGAGGAAUCAUCAUCCAAUGAGGAGUUGCUCUGGAAACCAUGGGAGGAGCUUGGGAAGAGUUCUGUCAUCCAGGACCAAGUGGCGGCAAUGUUGUCUGUGUGUAGUUCUAGCUGUCUACCAGGAGGGGGCAGCAACACAGAGCUGGCCCUACACUGUCUCUACCUCUGUCAAGGAGAUACACUGGCCACACUGGAGAAGUUGCUAUUCUCUACUCCAUCAUCAGCAAGAGACUACCAUUAUGCUGGUAGUGAUGUGUGGCUGCAGACUGAGAGGUCUCUGUUCAGUAAAGCGUUGACAACACAUGGAAAAGACUUCCUCCUCAUCCAGCAGAUGGUACAGUAA